This is a messenger RNA of Anastrepha obliqua, 3197 nucleotides long. RefSeq names its product oxysterol-binding protein 1 (gene Osbp). The transcript is spliced from 3 exons. The record is from RefSeq and is a predicted model, not a curated record. NCBI's taxonomy places the organism in Eukaryota, Metazoa, Arthropoda, Insecta, Diptera, Tephritidae. The coding region runs from base 224 to 2614 and encodes 796 amino acids. Gene Ontology annotation, molecular function: sterol binding. Gene Ontology annotation, cellular component: cytosol; intracellular membrane-bounded organelle; membrane.
CACCUUGUGUCAAAUUCUCGUUUUCAUCUGUGACUGUAGUGGGAUUUUUCAAUUUUCGCGUUGAAAAAUUGGACAUUUUUUGCAAUUCUGAAGCGUAAAAACUUGUGCCGUGAAGUUCCAAUGCAAUAAUCAAGUUAUCAAAAUAACAAGGGAAACGGGGAAACUAAAGGUGCAAGGUGUAGCCGGAUCGGUCGAAGGGGCAAGGGAAACGACAACCUUAACAAUGUCGGACAUAGUUCUGAAUAAACCUACUCCCGAACGGAGUACCACGGUCAGUAAGGACCCCGAAAUUAAGGGUUGGCUUAUGAAGUGGACAAAUUAUAUUAAAGGUUAUCAACGUCGAUGGUUUGUUCUGUCUAGAGGUGUUUUGAGCUAUUAUCGAAGUCAAGCCGAAAUGAAUCAUACAUGUCGCGGAACUAUAUCGCUUCAUGGUGCUCUCAUACACACAGUUGAUUCGUGCACAUUUGUUAUCUCGAAUGGCGGUACACAAACCUUUCACAUAAAAGCAGCUAAUGAGGUAGAGCGACAGUCUUGGGUGACGGCACUGGAGCUGGCCAAGGCUAAGGCCAUACGCACUAUGGAAACCGAAGAAGAGGAGGAAGUUCAGACAGCCCAUGUUGUACCCAGCCAAGAAAUCAACACAGUGAUGGCCGAACUCACUGGGCGUUUGGAAAGCUUGCGCACCUGUUAUGAUUUAAUCACUAAACAUGGAGUUGCCUUGCAGAGAGCGCUCAGCGAGCUAGAAGCGAACGACGAAGAAUCACUGGCUAGUCGCACAAAGAUUGUGAAUGAGCGGGCUACGCUCUUUCGCAUUACAUGCAAUGCAAUGAUUAAUGCAUGCAACGAUUACCUGCGCAGUGCUGAGUCGCAAGGCCACAAAUGGUCAAAAAUGGUUGAACACGAACGAGAGCAACGACAACGGCUGGAAGAAAUGGUAGAGAUGUUAGCCAAACAGCAAACUCGGCUCGAGCAAGCCGCACACACAGCCGCGCAACAAAAUAAACCGUUGACAAUAGCGAACGAAGGUUCUGCAUCGCUGAAUGCAGUUACAUCAGAUGAUGAAAACGAAUUUUUUGACGCGGAAGAGAACAACGGAAUAUUUGGAGAAAACUCGCCGAAAGAAGCUUGCGAAUUUGUAAUGACAUUAGCUUCGAAUAUUAGCAAUCAUAAAAAUGAUGUCGAGGAUGGUUCAUUUAUUAUGAAACUGCAAAAAACGCGCUCUAACUCAGAAGAACAAGCCCACCAUAGCAGUUCAUCAGAAAAUGAAGAGCAAAAACUUACAGAAACCGAGCCUCAGCAAGUGGUUGUAAUUAGCAAAAACAAUAACACAUCUUUUGAGCUAAGUAGUUCAAGCCGCCAAAAUGAAAAUCAACAAAUUCAAAAGAGCAAUGAAGUUUCUAAAAAAACUAGGCAACGGCGUACACGUGUGCCAGAUAAACCAAACUAUCCGCUCAAUCUAUGGUCCAUAAUGAAAAAUUGCAUAGGCAAAGAAUUGUCAAAAAUUCCAAUGCCAGUUAAUUUCAAUGAACCAUUAUCAAUGUUGCAACGACUUACAGAAGAUUACGAAUAUGCAAACUUGUUGGAUAUAGCUGCACGCUGCACUGACGAAUGUGAACAGUUAGCAUACGUAGCAGCAUUCACUAUUACCAGCUAUGCAACAACAGCAAAUCGCACCGGCAAACCUUUUAAUCCACUUUUAGGUGAGACGUAUGAGUGCGAUCGAAUGGAUGAUCUUGGAUGGCGUGUGUUGGCCGAGCAGGUUUCGCAUCAUCCGCCCAUGGCUGCUUUACAUUGUGAGGGCCACGAGUGGACCUGCUGGCAGGAAUUCACCAUGACGAGCAAAUUUCGUGGCAAAUAUUUGCAGGUUAUUCCCCUGGGGAGCGCAUUCGUAAAUUUCCCCGCAACUGGUCAUAAGUAUACAUGGCGUAAAGUGACGACGACUGUAAAUAAUAUUAUCGUGGGGAAGUUGUGGGUCGACCAACAUGGUGACAUGGAAAUCAGAGGACUCAAUACGGCUUCGGGGCUUGUAUGCCACCUCAAGUACAUCGCCUAUUCAUACUUUUCACGCGAACAACAGCGUCGCGUUAAGGGUGUGAUCAUGAACCGUAAUAAAGAAGUGAAAUGGGUGCUUCGCGGCACUUGGGAUUCUUCCAUCGAAAUUGCGCCGGUGCUUUCCACUUCAGGUUCAGUUGACAGUCCAGUCUACCAAACCAAUGGCUACAAAACAGUCUGGACGCGCCGAGAGCUGCCAUCAGAUAGUGAAAGAUACUAUAAUUUUACUACAUUGGCAGCUCAAUUAAAUGAACCAGAAGAAGGUGUAGCACCUACGGACUCUCGUCUGCGGCCCGAUCAGCGUUUGAUGGAAGAGGGCCGUUGGGAUGAGAGUAAUCGUGAGAAACUGCGUCUAGAGGAGAAACAACGCAGAAAGCGACGAGAGCGUGAGGCUGAAGCCGAAACCGCAGCGAUUGGAGGUCGUCCAUAUCCGCCUUAUGAACCGAUUUGGUUUAGACGCGAAAAGGAAGAAGGCAGCGAUAAUUUGGUGCAUGUUUUCAACGAAACCUAUUGGCAGCACAAGCGAGACCAAGACUGGUCUAAAUGUCCUGACAUAUUCUAAACGUAAUUGAUGUUUUUCCCAAAAGCAAAACCGAAAAAACAAACCAACAAACCAACAUCAAAUAAUUCAAAAACUAAAAGUUUAAUUGCGAAAGUUAAGUUAAAAUAUAAUUACAACAAAAGUAUAGCGAAACGAAACAAAAUAUUUCCACAAAAACACGUAGAACAAUAUAAAAAGACGAAAAUGCACUCACACGAACACACUUACAUAAAAAAGAUAAAAUAGAAAAGAGGAAUUAUACUACAAAUAAUCCUAAAACAGUGAAAUUAUUGUCCUUUCACAUGAAAUAAAUUUGUGAAAAAAAUAUGAAAAUAUAAAAACUACUUAAUUAAAACAAAAAUAUUAAAUUUCUUACAAAGAACUUUAAGCAUUUUCGUAUGGGUUAUUAUUAACAAUGCGCCUAAAAAUAUUGGCAAAGAGGACACAAAAUUGUAAAGAAACACAAAGAUAUUAUGUGUGUGUAUGCACGUUUGCAAUUCGAAAGUUUACACAAUUCCCUACAAUAAACAAUAAUCUCGCUGUUUGCUAGUUUUAGCAAAUAUCUGCGAAUAGCUGCUGGCGUUUUGCAAUAUAUUGCUCUAGA